UUAGUCCCAGUUACGGGAGUUUAUAGCCUGGAGUCUGGCUGGUGCAGAGUGCAGUGGUGCAAUUUGUUGCUGCGACCCGAACGGAGAAAAAGACAGACUGGCUCUACACUUGGUCCUCAACAAUAGCGCAGAAGAAGAAUAAGAGAAUUGUCACUUUUUCUUGAAAUACAUGAGAGACAGAGAGACUAAUCUGUGCAGAUCCUUUGCUGUGUAAAGGGGAGGGAAGAGGAAAUAAAUCUUUGUGAGAAGAAAGUAAAGACCAUGGGAAGUUUGCAGCAGAGAGGGAAGCGUGAGUGCUUCUGUUUGUGUGUGGCCAGGCUGCUGCUGUUGGCUCUGACAGUGACAGGUAGCACAAGGGGCUAUGAGAGUUUGGAAAGUGCGGAACUUUAUUACGGAUUUAUGUCGGGACUGUCCGAGGACUCCAUCCUUCUGGCCAACAACGGUAUCCGUGUGCCCUUCGGCCGCUCGGUCGAUCUGGAUCCCAUCCACGACCUGGUCAUCCAGGUCCAGCCGGGAGACAAGUGCACGGUCACUGUACUGGGCAACGACCCACUGUCGCAGCGGCCGGGCCAGCUGAGUCCCAAGAAGUUCCCGUGCGAUUUCGGGCGGGACGAGGUGAAGUACUCGCACUUCGGCUCCCGGAGCCCGUCCCGGGACCGGGUGAAGCUGCAGCUGAGGUACGACAGCCAGACGGACACGGUGAUCAUCCCGUUCAUGCUGGAGGUCGAGGUGGUCUUCACCCAGCUGGAGAUCGUCACCCGCAACCUGCCGCUGACCGUCGAGCGCCUCCUGGGCACCAGCAACGCGAUCGACCGCAAGGUGUUGGAGCUGAGCUACCAGCCGAGCUGGCAGCGCUGCCGCCUGGCUACCUUGAGUGGCGCCGGCGGCCUCCCACGCUACGGGCGGUUAGUGGACGAGAGGCAAGGAGGUGGCGGUGGCCAGUUGCUGGACUGCCAGGAGUUCCUGGACUCGGGCGUGCGGUACCGCCACAUGGCGGCCACCGGCUCGCCCAACCGGGACUACAUCCCGGCGGUGGUCGAGCUGCACAACGCCGAGGGCCAGCUGCUGAAGCAGGAAUACUUCCAGAUCGUGGUGCGCAUCCGAGGCGGAGCGGACAACACGGCGCCCAAGCCCAGCUUCGUGGCCAUGAUGAUGAUGGAGGUGGACCAGUUCGUGCUGACCGCCAUCACUCCGGACAUGCUGGCGGCCGAGGACACCGAGUCCGAGCCCGGGGAGCUGGUCUUCAACAUCACGUCGCCGCCGCCGCUAGGCUCGGUGGUCAGCACCGACGACCGGCACCUGCCCAUCACCUCCUUCUACCAGCGCGACCUGCAGGAACUGAAGAUCGCUUACCAGCCGCCGGCCGCCGACUCCGACCAUGAGAGGAUCUUCCAGAUCGAGUUCGAGGUGGUGGACACCGAGGGCGCCGUGUCCGAGCCGUUCGCCUUCGUGGUGGUGGUCAAGCCGAUGAACACGCUGGCGCCGGUGGUGAGCCGCAACACCGGGCAGCUCCUGUACGAGGGUCAGUCCCGGGCCCUGUCCAGCUCCCGCAACCUGCAGCUCAGCGACGAGGACAACCUGCACGAGGUCAGGCUCACCGUGCUCGACGGCCUGAGGCACGGGCAGCUGACGGUGUUGGGCUCCCGCCGCAAGUUCUUCACCGCCGCCGACCUGGACGCGGGCACCGUGCUCUACCAGCACGACGGCAGCGACACGUACAGCGACAACAUCGUGUUCCGCAUGACGGACGGAGCGCACGACGUCGAGUUCCUCUUCCCCAUCACCGUGGUGCCCACCGACGACGAGCCGCCGGUCGUCAACGCCAACACCGGCCUGAGCGUGCCCGAGCACCAGGCCGCGCCCAUCUCCCCGUUCGUGCUCAGCGCCACGGACGUCGACUCCGAGGACUCGACCAUCCGCUUUGUGCUCGAGCCGCCCGUGCCCGGCCUCGGGGAGAUGGUCCUCCGGCAGGUGGAGCCCCCUCCCGACCCUUCCUCCUGGCAGCACUCCGAGAGGGCGGGCGCCUACGAGAAGGUGGUGAUGGAGUGGUCCCAGCAGGACAUCAUGGACGGCAGGCUCUUCUACCGCCAUGUGGGCCCUCACAGCACCGAGGCGGUGAUGGAGCAGCUGGUCUUCCGUGUGCAGGAUGACAACGACCCGCCGAAUCAGUCCGGCGAGCACACCUUCGUGAUCAAAAUCCAACCGGUGGACGACAUCGCCCCCGAGCUAUACCCGGGCACCACUUUACAGAUGAUCGUGGAGGAGUAUCGCCUGACCCACUUUCGCAGGAAAUUCCUUCGCUACACCGACCUGGAUUCGGACGACAGGGAUCUGAGAUAUACCAUUACAAAACCCCCCACCGACACCGAUGAGAACAACCCCGUGCAAAUGGGCAACGUCGUCUUGACAGAAAGCCCCAGUACCCUGGUGGGCGAGUUCACCCAAGCUCAGGUCAACCACCACAAAAUUGCCUACCGACCUCCUGAUGUGGAGCUUGGUAUUACUCCUCAUGUGGUUCAGUUUGAGUUUACAGUGGAAGACACGGCUGGCAACAGCGUGGAUGGCACCUUCACCAUCUUUCUGCAGCCUGUUGACAACAAACCACCUCAAAUAACCAACACUGGCUUUAUAAUGUUUGAGAGAGAUACCUACAUAAUUACAAGUGCCGAACUAGAUGCUACAGAUCCGGACACAGAUGGACCCCAGAUUACAUUUACGCUCUCUCAGCUUCCGAAACAUGGUCAGUUGCAGUACGCUGGUGUUACUAUAACGGAGGGAGAAGCAUUUAAUUUAAAUGAUAUAAGUAAUGGCAAAAUUGCAUAUGUGCACAACGGUGACGAGUCUACUGGCGAUUCAUUGAAAAUAGAUGUGAGUGAUGGAGUUCAUACAGUUACUAUCACUGUUAAGGUAACAGUACGUCCUGUUGAUGAUGAAGUACCAACUAUUACGCUGCCAAUUGGAACUAUUGGAUCGUACUUAGAUGUGUUGGAGAAUGGAGCCACUGAAAUAACAACCAAUGUCAUCCAAGGAACCGAUGAAGACACAGAUGAUCUUCGCCUGACCUUCAUUGUGGAGGACCAACCGCGGCUGGGAGAGAUCUUGGUUAAUGGAAUCCCCUCUGAAAGUUUUACACAACAAGACAUCAUCAAUGGGGUUGUGAUCUAUGCUCACACAGAUGGUGAGAUAGGACUGCAAAAGAAAGAAGAUUCUUUUAAUCUGACACUCACUGACAUGUCUGAUGAGUGGAACAUUGGAGGAAACAAGGUGCAAGGUGUCUGUGUACAAGUGACUGUCCUUCCUGUUGACAGUCAAGCUCCAAAUGUUAUUGUCGGAAAGCAGUUUACUGUGGUUGAAGGUGAUAAAAAUACAAUAUCACAGAAACAUUUGAAAGCUGAAGAUUUUGAUACCCCCAAUGAUGAUAUACUCUGUACUAUAAUUGUCCAACCAACUUCUGGCUAUGUAGAGAACAUUUCACCGGCUCCUGGGUCUGAAACAUCUCGUGCAGGAACUGCUAUCACUGCUUUCACUUUUAAAGACAUCCGUCUUGGACACAUUAAUUACGUUCAGAGCAUUCACAAAACUGUUGAACCAGUGGAAGAUAGAUUUACAUUCCGCUGCUCUGAUGGAAUUAACUUCUCAGAGAGACACUUUUUUCCAAUUGUUAUAAUACCUGCAAAUGAUGAAAAACCAGACAUUUUCAUGAGAGAGUUUGUUGUAAUGGAAGGUAUGAGCCUUGUUAUUGACACACCUAUUCUCAAUGCUGCAGAUGCUGACAUCCCUGCUAAUGAAUUAACUUUCUCCAUCAUUAAACCUCCAAAACGUGGUCAGAUAGUAAAUCAGCUUACUACAGGCACUGUCCUUGUCAACAGUUUUACUUUAGGUCAGAUCAGAGAAGGCUCCAGCAUUGUUUAUGAGCAUGAUGAUUCAGAAACUAAGGAAGACAGCUUUGAUGUUCGCCUUACAGAUGGGAAGUACAGUGUUGAAAAGACAGUAAUCAUUAUGGUCAUUCCAGUUGAUGAUGAAACUCCAAGAAUGACUAUAAAUAAUGGACUAGAAAUUGAAAUUGGAGAAACAAAAGUAGUAAAUGAUAAAGUUCUUCAAGCUACAGACCUGGACUCAGAAGACAAAACUCUUGUGUACAUUAUACGUUAUGGACCUAGUCAAGGUCUCUUGCAACAACUUGUACCUUCAGGGAAAUUUAAAAACAUUACAGUAGGAAUGAACUUCACCCAGGAUGAUAUAGACAAGAAUUUGAUUCAUUAUACACAUACUGGCCAGGAAGGUAUCCGCGACCUCAUCAAGUUUGAUGUAACUGAUGGCAUUAAUCCACUCAUCGAUCGUUACUUUUAUGUGUCUAUCGGUGGUAUUGAUAUGAUCUUUCCUGAUGUGGUCAGUAAAGGCGUCUCUCUAAAAGAAGGUGGAAGAGUAACUCUUACAACAGAUUUACUCAGUACCACUGAUCUGAAUAGCCCUGAUGAAAAUCUUCUUUUCAGUAUUACGCGGGCACCUGUUCGCGGCCACCUGGAAUGCACAGAUGAGCCUGGGGUACCUAUCACAACAUUCUCUCAGCUUCAGUUAGCUGGAAACAAAAUCUACUAUAUUCACACAUCUGAUGAUGAAGUGAAAAUGGACAGUUUUGAAUUUGAAGUCACAGAUGGAUACAACCCUGUGUUUCGUACUUUCAGAAUCUCUAUCAGUGAUGUUGACAACAAAAAACCUGUCCUUACUUUCCAUGACUUGAUGGUGAAUGAAGGAGAUGUAAAACUAAUUACUCCAUUUGAACUGACUGUUGAAGACAGAGACACACCUGAUCACUUGCUGCGGUUUACUGUGACGCAAGUUCCAGUUCAUGGACAGCUGCUAUUUAACCGCACUACAUCUAUUACAUCUUUUACCAAGCAGGACUUGAAUGAAAAUCUCAUCAGUUACAAGCAUGAUGGGACGGAAUUUUCUGAAGAUAGUUUUUCUUUCACAGUGACUGAUGGCACGCAUACUGACUUCUAUGUCUUCCCAGACACCGUCUUUGAAACGCGGAAAUCACAGAUGAUGAGAAUACGAACAAUGCCCAUCGACAAUGGUGUGCCUCAGAUUAUUGUGAACAAAGGAGCCCCCACCCUUCGUGGGCUCACCACAGGACACCUUGGGUUUACGAUUACCAGCAAAGCAUUAAAAGCUGAAGACCGUGAUAGCGUACACAGUGCUUUGAGAUUCAAGAUUCUGGAAGGUCCUGAACACGGCUAUCUUAUCCACAUGGGCAAAGGAAAUGAGAGUGUAACUGGAUUUACUCAAGGGGAAAUCGAUGACAUGAAGAUCUGUUAUGUGUUGAAGGAAGGGGACAAUGCGACAAGUGAUGUAUUCCACUUCUCAGUCGAAGACAGUGGUGGUAAUAAGUUGAAGAAUCAACUUUUCCGCUUGAACUGGGCUUGGAUCUCUCUGGAAAAGGAGUACUACCUCAUAGAUGAGAAUUCAAAAUUCCUGGAGGUUACAGUAAAGCGCAGAGGUUAUCUGGGAGAAACCUCGUUUGUUGGCAUUGGUACAAAAGAUGGCACAGCUGAGAAGGAUAAGGAUUUCAGAGGAAAGUCCCAAAAACAGGUGCAGUUCAAUCCGGGUCAAACCACAGCAUCUUGGAGAGUAAGGAUUUUGACAGAUAACGAAUAUGAACAGUCUGAAACAUUCCAGAUUGUACUUUCUGAGCCUGUCAUGGCUGUUCUCGAAUUCCCAGAGAUUGCAACUGUGGAGAUUGUAGACCCGGGUGAUGAGUCAACGGUCUUCAUCCCCAAAUCUUCCUAUUCCAUUGAUGAAGAUAUUGGUGAGCUGUUGAUUCCAGUGAUGAGGACAGGAGAUACAAGCCAGGAACUGAUGGUUAUCUGUUCCACACAUGAAGGCAGUGCAACUGGCACUAUUCCAUCAAGUGUGCUGUCUUACUCAGACUACAUCACUCGAGCAGAGGAUCACCACAGCGUCAUUCGUUUUGACCAGGAUGAAACGGAGAAAUUAUGCCAUGUAGUCAUCAUUGAUGAUUCUCUGUAUGAAAAUAAGGAGACCUUUAACGUCACACUGAGUAUGGCCAUGGGGGGCAGAAUAGGAGUACAUCCAUCAACUCAGAUUACCAUCCUCCCAGAUGUGAAUGAUGAGCCAGUUUUUUAUUUUGGAGACACCGAUUAUCAGGUAGAUGAAAGUGAAGGCCACGUGGAAGUCCAGGUCUGGCGAACUGGAACAGAUUUAUCUAAGACUGCAACUGUAACUAUUCGAUCUCGUAAAACAGAACCAGCAUCAGCUGAAGCUGGCAUCGAUUAUGUAGGCAUCAGCCGCAACCUGGAUUUUGCCCCUGGAGUGAACAUGCAGACUUUCCGUGUUACAAUCCUUGAUGAUUUAGGUCAACCAGCUCUAGAAGGACCAGAGAGAUUUGAACUGGUGCUGCGUAUGCCAGUGAAUGCUGUCCUUGGAGAACCCAGUAAAACCACCGUGCUUAUUAAUGACUCAGUGUCAGAUUUGCCUAAGGUACAGUUCAAGGAUGCAGCAUAUGUGGGCAAAGAGAAUGAUGGUCAGAUCACAGCAAUUGUUUACCGCAGUGGGGACACUAGCUACAAAUCCACAGUUCGGUGCUACACUCGACAAGCAUCUGCUCAGGUCAUGAUGGAUUUUGCUGAGCGUCCCAACACAGAUGAUUCCAUCAUUACGUUUCUUCCAGAUCUCUUUCAAGUGUCUCGUGACAGUCUGUCAUAUUUCACAGGCGAAAUUGAGAAACCCUGCACUGUGACUUUAAAUGAUGAUACAAUACACGAGGAGGAUGAGGAUCUGAGAUUGGUGCUCGGAACUCCAAAGAGCGAGUCCCCGUUUGGUGCUUCAAUUGGGGAAAAGAAUGAAACAGUGAUAAAAAUCAAGGACAGCGCAGACAAGGCAAUUAUUAAAUUUGGAGAGACCAAAUUCAGUAUCAGUGAACCUAAGGAACCCGGGCAGAUUGCUGUUGUAAAAAUUCCAGUACUUCGCCUUGGAGACACUUCAAAAGUUUCUAUUGUAAGAGUCCACACAAAAGAUGGUUCUGCGAUCUCGGGAGAAGACUACCAUCCCCUAUCAGAAGAAAUUGAAUUUAAAGAAAGUGAAACUGAGCACUUUGUGGAAGUUGAGGUGCUGUAUGACGGAGUGAGAGAAAUGCGAGAGGCCUUCACUGUCCAUUUGAAGCCUGAUGAGAACAUGGUGGCAGAAACUCAGUUAAACAAAGCAAUUAUAUACAUCGAAGAGAUGAAUAGCAUGGCUGAUGUCACAUUCCCGUCUGUCCCACAAGUUGUCUCGCUGCUUAUAUAUGAUGACACAUCCAGAGCAACAGAAACCCCUAGCCCACUGGCGGGUUAUCCUGUUGUCUGUGUUACGGCAUGCAAUCCUAAAUAUUCCGAUUAUGACAAGACAGGCUCAAUAUGUACCAGUGAGAACAUCAACGAUACCCUUACUCAUUACCGCUGGUUGGUGAGCGCCCCGACUGGCCCUGAUGGAGUGACUAGCCCUAUGAGAGAAGUAGACUCAAAUACGUUCUUCACCUCAUCCAAGAUGAUUACUCUGGACUCCAUCUACUUUCAAGCUGGUUCCCGGGUGCAGUGCGCUGCUCGAGCAGUUAAUUCCAAUGGGGAUGAGGGGCUUGAAUUAAUGAGCCCCAUUGUAUCAGUCAACAUUGAGGAAGGUCUGUGCCAGCCCAGAGUACAAGGAGCAGUCGGUGCUGAGCCUUUCUCUGCUAAGCUCCGUUACACGGGAUCCGAAGACCCAGAUCAUCCCAACCUUAUAAAAGUGACUGUAACAAUGCCUCACAUUGAUGGUAUGCUCCCUGUUAUCUCCACACGCCAGCUGUCUAACUUUGAACUCACUCUCAGCCCUGACGGCACUCGAGUUGGCAACCACAAAUGUUCUAACUUGCUGGACUACAAUGAAGUGAAGACGCGUUAUGGCUUUUUGUCAGAUUCCACUAAAAACCCUGAGGUGAUUGGAGAAACCGCUCCAUACCAGUAUAGCUCAUCUCUGCGUGGAUCUUCUACGCUGCGGUUCUACCGAAACCUCAACCUUGAAGCUUGUCUCUGGGAGUUUGAGAGUUUCUAUGAUAUGUCUGAGCUGCUCACGGACUGUGGAGGCACUAUUGGGACUGAUGGCCAGGUUUUAAACCUUGUGCAGUCCUAUGUAACUCUGCGGGUGCCUCUUUAUGUCUCCUAUGUUUUCCAUUCCCCGGUGGGAGUCGGUGGCUGGCAGCACUUUGACCUGCAAUCGGAGCUUCGUUUGACUUUUGUAUACGAUACUGCCAUCUUGUGGAGGGAUGGAAUUGGCAGCCCACCAGAGGCUGAAUUGCAAGGUGCUCUUUACCCAACCAGCAUGAGGAUCAACAGUGAAGGACGCCUGGUAGUGAACUUCCGUACAGAUGCACGAUUCCAGGGCCUUUUUGUUAUGUCACAUGCUGCAUCACCACUUAGUUCCAUGGUUAUGUCAGCUGAUCAUCCGGGAUUGACCUUUACCCUCAGUUUAGUACGGACUGAGCCAACGUACAAUCAUCCUGAGCAACAGUGGAGCUUCACUUCAGAUUUUGCUGUCCGUGAUUAUUCAGGAACAUACACUGUGAAGCUUAUUCCUUGUGUCUCUGCUCCGAGCCAGGAGUAUACCAUCCCAAUUGUGUGCAAUCCAAGGGAGCCAAUAACCUUUGACCUUGACAUCAGGUUUCAGCAGGUGAGUGAUCCAGUUGCUGCUGAGUUCAGCCUGAAUACUCAAAUGUUCCUGUUAAAUAGGAGGGGUCUCUGGCUGUCUGAUGGCUCUAUGGGAUUUGGAGAAGGCAGUGAUGUCGCUUUCACGGAAGGAUCAGUUGUCUAUGGACGUGUGAUGGUUGAUCCUGUGCAGAACCUGGGAGACUCUUUCCAUUGUAGUAUUGAGAAGGUGUUUCUGUGUACAGGAGCUGAUGGUUAUGUGCCCAAGUACAACCCAAUAAAUAGUGAAUAUGGCUGCCUGGCUGACUCAUCAUCUCUCUUAUACAGGUUCAAAAUCCUGGAUAAGGCUCAGCCCGAGACACAGGAUCCAUAUUUUGGAAAUGUUGCAUUCAAUGCUAAACUUGCAAUAGAUGAUCCUGAAGCAAUUACACUUUCCAGGCAGCCUGGAUCUGAUGGCUUUCGAAUAGACUCCUCCCCACUCUUCCAGGUGGCUGCUGGUCGUGAGUGGUAUAUUCAUGCCAUUUACACUGUGCGGUCUAAGGACACUGCUAGCAGAGGCAUUGGAAAGAGAAGUGUGGAACAUCAUAUUCUUUCACAUUCUGGAAGUGUGAGCUCCGUGGGGCAUUCACGCCAACGGCGAUCAGUUAAAGAAACCCCCAUACUGGCUGAGGACAUUGGCAUCGAGAACAACAGAGGAACCAACAUUCAACAUAUUGCCUUGGACCGCAGCAACAGGAAGAAGGUUGUCGAGGAAGAGAUCCACCCUGAAGGAGCUGUUGCUAGGUCACCAAAUGACCGAGGUGACAAAAUUGGCAAUGUUCCCAUUAUUGGAGGCAUUGCAGCCUUAGUACUAGCUAUUUGUGUCAUCAUUAUCAUUGUUGUCCUGUUGAAACGCAGAACGCAAUCAGACAAGGGAGCAUACAAGAAAUCAUGCAGAAUCCAGACCAUGACUGCACAGGGUUAUCACAGCGACAGUUCUGAGGUGUGAUCAACAUCAAGUUUUAUUGCAGCCAAAUCCAAAGUGCCUCAGAGGACUUGAACUGUGCCUUAUUACAAAGACCGGAACAUUAUUUAUCCAAUUACUGUAGUCACUUGACUUCAGCUGUACUUGAAUGUUUGGUUUUGGAACCCAUGCAACAUUGCAUUCACAGGAACUAGAUCCUGGGUCUCAGGUACCACCUUUGCACAGAAUUCAGCAAGUGACCUGCAAUGCACUGUAUAUCAAGAGGCACUGCACAGACUGCAUCACAUGUGGGGAAGGGGGUUGGGACACAGCCAAGGGUUAAGUGAGAGGGGAAUCCAUCAUUUUUUUAAUUGCUUCCCCUGAACAGGAUUAAAAGACAAUUAUCCAAAGGUGCUAUUAGUCCUUUCCUAUUGAUAAGGAGAUAUAUUAACUUAUGUAGAUGAUGGAAAGACUGGAGGUGCAGUAGUUAGAAGACUCAAUAAAUCACUUUUUUAUUCUGUUUGUUUCUAGCCCAUAAAUGAAUAAAUCAGCAUUUUAUAUAAGAAUAUUGCAGUAUGGACAAAUGGACAGGAAGGCUAACCAGUCAUGGAAUAGCAAAAUAGUUCCAAGGGAAAUGCAUUAUAAUCUUUGCAUCUCCUGAUAAACCUUUAUAAAUACUUAAAAAGAAAACCACCUAGAGAUGUCAGUUGUUUUCAUUUGGGAAUAUUGAGGCGCUUUAGCUUGCACAUCCUGUGGUCUGUAGGUUAUCCACAUGGUGCAUUCUUGUUUUGUGUCUUUAUUUGAAAUUCUUGUACAGGUUCAACUUGUUCAUUUCAUGUCUCAUAUUAUGCUUUAAUCUGCAAGAAGAUGUAUUUACUGCAUGUAUACUGCUGUCACUAAGUGUUAUCUUGUGCUGCAUGAGGGAAUAGCAGAUGGUGGGUAUUAAAAUGUUUAGCGGGCUAGUUGUAACUGUCCUUGGUAGCCACGGAUGUGACUUCCUCAAAUUUAAAUAAAAACUCACCACAUCACUAUUUUUUACAUUGUGGCGAGUGAAGUAAACUUUGGACUUCCUCACGGAAUAGUUUUAGACCAUGACCAGGUAAUCUCUGCACUGAUGCAAGAAUAGACCUAAUAAUUAGGUCUUUAGUAAUUACGUGUGGCUUCAUACAGUGUUGUCACUUUGACUACUUAGUGCAUUGAUACCAUCAUUUCAUAGGAAAAGAAAUCACAAAAAAGCCAAUAGAUUUUGAUAUUUUCUGUUUCCCUUAAUUCAUCACUUCAAAUUAGUACUAUCACCAGUAAUUCAUCUGCGACUAGCAGUACUUCAUUUUUAUGUUGUAAAACCUCAAAUCACCUCCAGAAACAAUCCCCAUAGGAUUAGAAUUAGACUAUUUUUCUUCACACUUUGAGUGGAUGUAAUAUAAAAUUUCACAUACAAAGUGUUAUAUUUUAUUGAGACCCUAUUGACAACAGCACACUGGCUCCUCAGCUUUGUGUGUGCCUGAUGUGUAAACAUGACAGCUUCAUAAUAGAAUAUGUAGUGACAAAUUUUACAACAGAAAUGCUCCAAAGUGCUCAGCUGAUGGUAAGAGGGGGCCUUAGGAACCCUGUAGGUGCUUUGUGUAUAAACAACCAAAAAGGCUAAAAUAAUUCACUGUUCACUUAACGUUUUUUUAAUUUCUUACUUUUUAGGCACUAUUAGUAAUCUGUUUUACAUUUGCCAUUGUAAUUCUUUAUAUACAGUACCAUCUGUUCAUUUGGAGUGGGAAAACUAUGCACUGUGUGGAAAUAGAAUUUACCCACUCUGCUUAAAAGGAUGAUUUAGCUAUUCUACACAUUUUGCUGUAUCCUUAGCAUCACUAGCUUGUUGUGUUUGGAACGUUGUUUGAAAAUCCAGUUGUUCCAUUGUGGGAUUAUUGAAUUUUGCUUUCCUGAGAAGCAGUCAGUAUUAAACUUAUUGGCUGCAUAUUGUAACUAUUUGUAACAGGCCAGCAAGUAUAAAGUUGGCAAAAAUCAUUUCUAGGAAUAGUGUAAAAAGCUGCAUCUAAAAACAAUAAUUUUAACCCUUCCUUUCUUUUUUAGGAAUGUGUUCAUAUUGCAUUCAAAUAAAAAUUCUUU
Stegostoma tigrinum is the source of this 11736-nucleotide messenger RNA. Its product is annotated as FRAS1-related extracellular matrix protein 2-like. The record is from RefSeq and is a predicted model, not a curated record. The coding region runs from base 262 to 9663 and encodes 3133 amino acids. Gene Ontology annotation, molecular function: calcium ion binding. Gene Ontology annotation, cellular component: membrane. Gene Ontology annotation, biological process: cell communication; homophilic cell-cell adhesion. The transcript has 24 exons. Lineage: Eukaryota; Metazoa; Chordata; Chondrichthyes; Orectolobiformes; Stegostomatidae.